Lacerta agilis (Sand lizard) is the source of this 806-nucleotide messenger RNA. It is a transcript of the gene NUDT16L1, whose product is annotated as nudix hydrolase 16 like 1. NCBI's taxonomy places the organism in Eukaryota, Metazoa, Chordata, Lepidosauria, Squamata, Lacertidae. Gene Ontology annotation, cellular component: nucleus. The transcript has 3 exons. The record is from RefSeq and is a predicted model, not a curated record. Gene Ontology annotation, molecular function: snoRNA binding.
AUGGCAAAACGCGCUCCGCCUGGGCCCCGAUGGAGCCACUCCUGCCUCGCCCCGCAUCCCGGCAUGCUCUUCGGCCGCAUCCCGCUGCGCUACGCCGUCCUGGUGAUGGGAAUGGUUCGAGUGCCCCUGUACAACCGGAAAGAUCGCAUGGGCGGGCUGCCUUCCUUCCUGGGGAAUUCCUUCAUCAGCACAGCCAAGUUCUAGCUCCUUUAUGCCUUGAAAGUCUUGAACAUGGUACCUGUGGAGAAGCUGGCAGAAGCUGUGGCCGCCACGCAGAAACCCCAAAAGCCUUCCUCAGAAGCAGCCUCAGCCACCCCCACAACCGCUCCAGCGUCGUCUCCUGCUGCUUUCUGGACCAACAGCCAAGCAGGUGCCAUGUAGACCGUUUGGCAGGCGGCAGACAAAGUGCAGCCUCUGCAUCAGGAGGAGCUGCUCUGAGUUGUUUAGGGACUGAGUGAGGAGGACCAAAGAUGGGGAAGGCUUUUGCCACAAGCCUGCACUGUGCUGCCACCUUUUUGCCACCAAUAGCUCAGGCCACCCAAAGCCCUCUGGAAGACUCUGUCCUGAGGAGACGUUCCACUUGGUGCCUUGUGGACUGCUUGUGCUGGCCACUGGAUUUAUUUAUUUUAAAAGCCUGUUUGUGGAAAGGCCUCUGAGGUCAGGAUGGGGUUUUCGGUUCCUACUUUUAACACUGCACUUCAGGAUAUUUAUUUUUUAAUGUGAUAGCUUUGAGCACCAGAGGAGUCAAUUUUGCUGCUGUGCUGAAAGUGGAGACCAGAAGAAUAAAAAACUUUUUCGUUGCACCU